Molecule: messenger RNA, 1563 nt
Organism: Arachis ipaensis
Lineage: Eukaryota; Viridiplantae; Streptophyta; Magnoliopsida; Fabales; Fabaceae
Source: RefSeq, a predicted model, not a curated record
AUGAAGCCUGAUUAUUUUAUGCUAUCUUUACUCAUUCCUGGACCACAAUCACCGGGAAAUGACAUUGAUGUCUAUCUUCAACCGUUGAUUGAAGAAUUAAAAGAAUUAUGGGAGUCAGGUGUCGAAACAUAUGAUUCGAAAGAAAACAAAACAUUCAACAUGAGAGCAUGCCUUUUGUGGACAAUUAAUGACUUCCCUGCGUAUGCUAUGUUAUCUGGGUGGAGUACAAAGGGAAAAUUGGCUUGUCCAUGCUGUAAUGACGAGACUUCUUCUAUCUAUCUGAAACAUAGUCACAAGACUGUUUAUAUGGAUCACCGAAGGUUUUUAUCCAUGAAUCAUCCAUGGAGGCAUAACAAAAGAUCUUUCAAUGGAAAAAUUGAACUCAGGUCUCCACCACAGUUGUUAGAAGGUUCAACUGUAUUUGAUAUAUUGCAAGAGGUAGAUAAUUCUUUUGGGAAGAAGCAAAAGAGAUCAAAGAAUGGCAUAUCAAAUUGGAAAAAACGGUCAAUCUUUUUUGAGUUACCAUAUUGGAAGUCCAACAUGUUUAGACACAACCUUGAUGUCAUGCACAUAGAGAAGAAUAUAGUUGAUAGCAUAAUUGGAACUCUUUUAGAUAUUCCCGGAAAGACGAAAGAUCAUGCAGCUGCUCGUUUUGACCUUAAAGAUAUGGGUAUCAGGAAGAACCUUCAACCAAGAGAUACGAAGGAUGGAAAAAAAACUAAGUUAGCAAAGGCAUGCUUUUCAAUGACUCCAGCAGAGAAAACAAUCUUUUGUCGUGUGUUGAAAGUGGCAAAAUUACCAGACGGUAGCGCUUCCAAUAUUGCUCGAUGUGUGCAUGAAACAGAAAAGAAGAUUUCUGGUUACAAGACCCAUGAUGCUCAUUUCAUGUUGCAUUACUUGUUGCAAGUACCAAUCAAGAUCAUACUUCUUGACCAUGUUGCCAUCGCUCUAGUUCGAUUAUGUUCAUUUUUUCGCCGAAUAUGUCAGAAAGUAAUUAGCUUGGAUGAGGUAGUUAACUUAGAAGCAGAGAUUGCUGAGACAUUGUGCCAAUUGGAGAGGAUUUUCCCUCCUAGCUUUUUUGACAUAAUGGUGCACUUGCCUAUUCAUUUAGCAAAUGAGGUGAGGUUAGGUGGUCCAGUUCAAUAUCGUUGGAUGUACCCUGUUGAACGGUAUAUGUGCACACUAAAAUCGUAUGUUCGUAAUAGAAGUCGUCCAGAAGGAUCUAUUGCCGAAGGAUAUUUGGCGAAUGAGUGUAUCAAUUUUUGCUCAAGAUAUUUGCAUGAAGAUGUUCAUACAAGAUUUAAUAGAAUCCCUCGGAACAACGAUGAGUGUGUUUCAGAUGAGGUGCGAACUCCUAGUUUGUUUCCAAGCAAAGGAUGUCCUCUUGGUAGAAGAAUGGGAGAUUUGUUUAUUUUAGAUGAAAAAUCAGAAAUACAAGGUCAUGCAUACAUUCUAAACAAUUGUGAUAAGAUCGAAGUCUACAUGAGAGAGCAUGAGGAGGCAGUUAAUGAUAACAAUCCACGAAGAACAAAGUGGGAGAAAGCCAAGGACCGCAGUCAAUAA